Molecule: messenger RNA, 978 nt
Organism: Penicillium brevicompactum
Lineage: Eukaryota; Fungi; Ascomycota; Eurotiomycetes; Eurotiales; Aspergillaceae
Gene: gldB
Product: putative glycerol dehydrogenase (GldB)
Exons: 2
Coding region: 1-978 (325 amino acids)
Cellular component (GO): cytosol
Molecular function (GO): aldose reductase (NADPH) activity
Source: RefSeq, a predicted model, not a curated record
AUGUCAUCUGGAAAGACUCUUACUCUAAGCAAUGGCGUGAAGAUGCCCGCCGUCGGCUUCGGCACCUUCGCCAGCGAGGGCUCCGUUGGCGAGACCUACGCUGCCGUCACCGCUGCUCUUACCACCGGCUACCGUCACCUUGACUGUGCCUGGUUCUACCUCAACGAGCACGAGGUUGGUGAUGCUAUCCGUGACUUCCUCAAGGCCAACCCUUCCGUUAAGCGUUCCGACAUCUUCGUCACCACAAAGGUCUGGAACCACCUUCACCGCCGCGAGGACGUUCUCUGGUCCGUCAACAACUCUCUUGAGCGUAUGAAGCUUGACUACAUUGAUCUCUUCCUCGUUCACUGGCCCAUUGCCUCCGAGAAGGAGACCCAAGAGAAGCCUAAGAUUGGCCCCGAUGGAAAGUACGUCAUCCUCAAGGACCUCACCGAAAACCACGAGGAGACAUGGCGCGCCAUGGAGGAGCUUUACGCAGACGGCAAGGCCAAGGCCAUCGGUGUGUCCAACUGGACCAUCCCCCAGCUUGAGGCCAUGAAGAAGUACGCCAAGGUCUUCCCUCAAGUCAACCAGAUUGAGAUCCACCCCUUCCUUCCCAACGACGAGCUGGUGAACUACUGCUUCGCCAACAAGGUCCUGCCCCAGGCCUACUCUCCUCUCGGCUCCCAGAACCAGGUCCCCACCACCGGUGAGCGUGUGGCUGAGAACAAGACCCUCAACGCCAUCGCCGAGAAGGGCGGCAACACCCUCGCCCAGGUCCUCAUUGCCUGGGGUCUCCGUCGCGGUUACUCCGUGCUCCCCAAGAGCUCCAACCCCAAGCGUAUCGAGUCCAACUUCAAGUCUAUUGAGCUUAGCGAUGAGGACUUCGCGGCCGUCAACGAGGUUGCCAAGGGCCGCCACUGCCGCUUCGUCAACAUGCGCGAUACCUUCGGCUACGAUGUCUGGCCCGAGGAGACCGCCAAGGGCCUGUCCAUGUAA